ACUGCCCCAUUGGUCUUCUCGCCAUCCAUCCAUCCAUCCCUGUCUCCCCCCUCCCUCUUAACUGCAAGCAAGCAAUGGGGGCUCCCAAAUGGGUGGUUGCGCCAUUGGCGCUGCUGCUCCUCCUGCAGCUCGCCGGCGCGUCCCAUGACGUCCGACGGAGCCUUGAGGCCGAGGCGGCGACGCCGUCCGUGCCGGCCUCCAUUCUUAGCCCCCUGCUCCGGACGGGCUACCACUUCCAACCCCCCAUGAACUGGAUCAACGAUCCGAAUGGUCCGCUCUACUACAAGGGAUGGUACCACCUGUUCUACCAGUACAACCCCAAGGGCGCGGUGUGGGGCAACAUCAUCUGGGCGCACUCGGUGUCGCGCGACCUCAUCAACUGGAUGGCCCUCGACCCCGCCAUCAAGCCCAGCAUUCCGACCGACCAGUACGGCGUCUGGUCCGGCUCGGCGACGAUCCUGCCCAACGGCACGGUGGCGAUGCUCUACACCGGCAUCGACCGCCCGGGCACCAACUACCAGAUCCAGAACAUCGCCUUCCCCAAGGACCCCUCCGACCCGCUGCUCCGCGAGUGGGUCAAGCCCGGCUACAACCCCAUCGCCGUCCCCGAGGCCGGCAUCAACGCCACGCAGUUCCGCGACCCGACCACCGCCUGGCACGCCGGCGAUGGCCUCUGGCGCAUGCUCGUGGGCGGGCUCAAGCCCGGCACGCUCCGCGGCAUGGCCAUCCUGUACCGGAGCAGGGACUUCAAGCACUGGGUCCGCGCCAAGCACCCGCUCCACUCGGCCCUCACCGGCAUGUGGGAGUGCCCCGACUUCUUCCCCGUGCGCGAGCCCGGGAAGACGGACGGCCUCGACACCUCCGAGUUCGGCCCGCGCUACAAGUACGUGCUCAAGAACAGCCUCGACCUCACCCGCUACGACUACUACACCGUGGGCACCUACAACAACCGCACGGAGCGGUACGUGCCCGACAACCCCACCGGCGACGUCUACCAGCGGCUCCAGUACGACUACGGCAACUUCUACGCGUCCAAGACCUUCUACGACCCGGCCAAGAACCGCCGCGUGCUGCUGGGCUGGGCCAACGAGUCCGACAGCGUCGCGCACGACAACGCCAAGGGAUGGGCCGGCAUCCACGCGAUCCCGAGGAAGAUAUGGCUGGACCCCAGCGGCAAGCAGCUGCUGCAGUGGCCCGUGGAGGAGCUGGACCAGCUGAGGGGCAAGGCUGUCAGCGUGGGUGACAAGCUCGUCAAGCCCGGCCAGCACUUUGAGGUCACUGGCCUGCAGUCCUACCAGUCUGACGUGGAGGUGAGCUUCGAGGUGUCGAGCCUGGACAAGGCGGAGCCGUUCGAUCCGGCCUACGCCAACGACGCGCAGAAGCUCUGCGGGAUGAAGAACGCCGACGUCAAGGGCGGGGUGGGGCCCUUCGGCCUCUGGGUCCUGGCCUCUGACAACCUGGCCGAGAAGACCGCCGUGUUCUUCAGAGUCUUCAAGGAUGGGCAUGGCAAGCCUCUCGUCCUCAUGUGCAGUGACCCCACCAAGUCAUCUCUCACCCCGGGUCUAUACAAGCCGACUUUUGCCGGGUUUGUCGACACCGACAUUUCGUCCGGGAAGAUCUCUCUGAGAAGCUUGAUCGACCGAUCGGUGGUUGAGAGCUUCGGCGCCGGAGGGAAGACCUGCAUCCUAUCGAGAGUGUACCCAUCCAUGGCGAUCGGGAAAGACGCACACCUUUAUGUGUUCAACAACGGGGUGACCGAUAUCAAGGUGUCCAAACUAACGGCGUGGGAGAUGAAAAAACCAAUGAUGAAUGGUGCCUAAGUAGUAUAUACCGUAUAUGUUUUCUCAUGAGUUUAAGUUUUUGUUGAAUGCCAUUCGACAUCGAUGCACACCACGCAACUGAUUGCUCGUCUUAAUGAAGACCUCUUUGAGUAGAAGUGGUUAGAGAAAUUUGUUGUACAAUUGAUAAUUUCUGUCACGUGUUGUACGAAUAAACAUGAUGAUCCCACGCUGAAGACAAUAAAGACCUUAAUGAAUUUCUUCUUUCCA
Molecule: messenger RNA, 2048 nt
Organism: Triticum aestivum (bread wheat)
Lineage: Eukaryota; Viridiplantae; Streptophyta; Magnoliopsida; Poales; Poaceae
Product: beta-fructofuranosidase, insoluble isoenzyme 1
Exons: 7
Coding region: 75-1820 (581 amino acids)
Biological process (GO): carbohydrate metabolic process
Molecular function (GO): hydrolase activity, hydrolyzing O-glycosyl compounds
Source: RefSeq, a predicted model, not a curated record